Messenger RNA from Chroicocephalus ridibundus (black-headed gull), 1845 nucleotides. RefSeq names its product stimulator of chondrogenesis 1 (gene SCRG1). The transcript has 3 exons. Gene Ontology annotation, cellular component: neuron projection terminus; Golgi apparatus. Bases 172 to 456 code for a protein of 94 amino acids. The record is from RefSeq and is a predicted model, not a curated record. Lineage: Eukaryota; Metazoa; Chordata; Aves; Charadriiformes; Laridae.
GAAGUCAGGACGAAGAAAGGGCUGUUUGUAGAGCGCCGUCCCUCGGCCCGCCCUCCCUGCUCAUCUCCGCCGGCACUCGCUCGCUCCCACUGGGAACAGAGAUACAGCUGCCUGGGAAGCGGAGGGGAGUGAAGCAGAAGAGACAGCCCUGGUGCAGGAACCUCUGCAGAAAUGAGGAUGGUGCCGGCGCUGGUCCUGCUGAGCUCCCUGCUCUCCGUCCCUGCUGUCCCCUCCCGGCAUCCCGCCUGCUCCAGGAGAGCCCUGGGAGACCUGCGCUGCCACGACAUCCCCCAGGAGAACCUCCGGCAGAUCCAGGCUGGUCUGCGGGAUCACUUCUGGGCAGGACAAGGAUGCGAGGAGAUCUGUUACUGCCUCCAGGGCGAGCUGCUCUGCUGCCCCAAGGGUAUUUUCUUUGGACCAAAGAUAUCUUUUGUCAUCCCUUGCAACGACCAGUGACGGACCGUCAAGUCUGCGGUGAAGACAACAGGCAUCAUUCUACAAUCACGCAGUCGUGCUUUCGAGGGGAAAAAACAAAACCACCAGCAGCAAAAAACCCUUCUGUUCUAACCACAAGAGAGCGACUCUUUUUACACUGUAGAAUUUCCUUUCUAUACCUUUGUGGAAUCUCAGAUACGUAAGAAGUUCUUUCAAAUUUGGUAGCCGCCUUCAUUCCCAUCCUGGUGUGAAAGACUGCAGAAGCUCCAAACGCGUCCUGAUCUUCAUCCCCCAGCAAAGACCCCAACUCCUCUCACUCAGCACAACAUUCUCCACUACUCUGGGUGAGGAAACGCCCAGCCUAAGCCUCCACCUCACCAGCACCGUGACUCUCGUAGCCACCUACGGCAGCUUCCUACAGCUCUAUUGCCACCACGGUGUAAGCUGAAGCGGCUCGGUCCCCCGGCACUGCUGCAGACGGGCCCCCGCCUUCCAUUUAGGCAGCUUAAAAUAGACAAUAAAAAUACAAAAAAGAAAUACAGAAGGCAAACCUUCACCAUUCCUGUUUGAAAAUCCCACUGGAAAAUAUAAAAAAAAAAAAAGGUCAAAACUCACAUUAACAGCUAAAGCACACCUAGGUCUUCAUUAGAUCUAACGGGUCACCUGCAUUAACUACGCAAUCUGUAGAGCCUUAAAUUGCUUAAUCUUAACAUCGAGCAUUUAAAAUACUAGAACAGUUACAAUAGUGUGUGUGUGUGUGUGUAUAUAUAUGUAUUUUCAGACAGAUGUCUGAAGAGGAUGGGACCGGUGCAAGUUCUGUUAAGGCGACAUAAAAAUCCACACUUAAUCAGCUUUUUCAACCAAGCCUUGUUUGAAAUACAAUACCCCAGAAUUAAGUUAAAAUGCCGGCUUUUUAUUUCUAGGCCAGCCCUGUAAGGAAAGAGCUAGGGAAGGGAAGACAAAGAGGUAUCUCAAGACACUAGAAGUCAUUACCUUAACGCGUAAGGGGCACCACGAUGGAGGCUGCAGGUACACAGUGGCCUCCAACACCAUCCAAUACCCACUGCGGUACGAGGGGAAAGCAGCCAAAAUUCCCGUCCCUUCGCAAGUUUAAGGAAAAUCACCUCAACGAGCCGGGCUUCGGGGCGGUAAAAACAGACGUAGAAAAACCCUGUCGCUAUCGAUGGAUGGCGUGUAGUACGGGAGUCGCUGUUGAGCCUUUCCCACUCAAAAAAUGUCCUGUUCAUCUAAAAAUCUCACACCGUCGCACCACCAACACCGCUGCCACCAGUUCGCCAGCCCGAUCUCACGGGCAGUAUGGAAUAUCACGACUGGUUUUCUUCCCCUGUUAGUAAACGAGCGCUGGAUAGUCGGCGGGGGGGGAGGCUAUUAUACAUAGCUAAUAAUAAA